GGGGCAGCAACACAAAAGGGCCAAAGAGGGCAUUUUCGGAGGAGUGCAGGGCAGCAAUCGGAAUUCAAUCGAAAGAGCAAUAGAAAACUUCCCUUCUUGUUCUCCCGUCGGCCUCACGCAGUUCUCCGAGGUUCUUCCUUCUCCUCUUUCAUCGAUUGCUCGUUGAGACUCGGCCAAGAUGCAUUCCAGUCACUUGCUGCUCGAGGAGCCUAUUCGCAUGGCUUCCAUCCUCGAGUCCUCAAAGUCUAGCUUCUUCCCGGCAAUGACUAAGAUUGUUGGGACUCUCGGCCCCAACUCGCGAUCUACGGAGGUGAUUGCGGGAUGCCUCACGGCUGGAAUGUCGGUGGCUCGGUUCGAUUUCUCGUGGGGUGACGCUGAGUAUCACCAGCAGACUUUGGAGAACCUGAAGGCUGCCAUCAAGAGCACCAGGAAGCUCUGCGCCGUUAUGCUCGAUACGGUGGGUCCUGAGUUGCAGGUCCUUAACAGAAGUGAACAACCCAUUUCACUCCUGCAAGAUGGUCUUGUUAUCCUGACACCAGAUAGGGAACAGAAUGCCUCAUCAGAAAUAUUGCCCAUUAACUUUGAUGGGCUAGCUAAGGCUGUGAAACCUGGUGAUACCAUAUUCGUUGGUCAAUAUCUCUUCACUGGCAGUGAAACUACUUCUGUCUGGCUGGAGGUUUCUGAGGUGAAAGGAGAAGAUGUGGUAUGUGUGAUUAAAAACACCGCUACAUUGGCGGGGUCGUUGUUCACUCUACAUGCUUCUCAAAUCCGUAUUGAACUACCCACCCUUUCUGAAAAGGAUAAGGAGGUUAUUAGUGCUUGGGGAGUGCCAAAUAAAAUUGACUUUCUUUCAUUAUCUUAUACCCGGCAUGCAGAAGAUGUCCGUCAGGCCCGUGAGUACCUCUCUAAGCUAGGAGACCUGAGCCAAACUCAAAUCUUUGCCAAGAUUGAGAAUGUCGAGGGAUUGACGCAUUUUGAUGAGAUAUUACAAGAGGCUGAUGGCAUUAUUCUUUCCCGAGGGAACCUGGGCAUAGAUCUUCCCCCUGAGAAGGUGUUUUUGUUUCAGAAAGCUGCCCUUUACAAGUGCAACAUGGCUGGCAAGCCUGCUGUGGUAACCCGUGUUGUGGACACUAUGACCAACAACUUGAGGCCAACUCGUGCUGAAGCAACUGACGUUGCCAAUGCUGUUCUAGAUGGUGAGUUCCCAAGCCAGAAGGGAGAAUAUCUCAUUGGAGUGACGCAAUUCUUCUUGGUGCUGAAACUCUACGUGGGAUAUACCCUGUGGAAACCAUUUCUACUGUUGGCAGAAUUUGUUGCGAGAUGUGAUGUUUCUUUCUUCCCUUAUGAGCUUACAUCUUUUUGCUAUGCUGAUCAACUCUUGCAGGCAGAGAAGGUUUUCAAUCAGGAUGUGUAUUUCAAGAAAACUGUCAAAUAUGUUGGAGAGCCGAUGACUCACUUAGAAUCUAUUGCCUCCUCUGCGGUUCGAGCAGCCAUCAAGGUGAAGGCCUCUGUCAUCAUAUGCUUCACUUCAUCAGGAAGGGCCGCUAGACUGAUUGCCAAGUAUAGACCAACAAUGCCAGUCAUCUCUGUUGUUAUCCCCAGACUCAAGACAAACCAACUUAAGUGGAGUUUCAGUGGUGCCUUUGAGGCAAGGCAAUCGCUUAUUGUUCGAGGUCUCUUCCCAAUGCUCGCUGAUCCGAGACACCACGCGGAAUCAACGAGUGCCACAAAUGAUUCAGUCCUUAAGGUCGCUUUGGACCACGGGAAGGCCUCAGGUGUGAUCAAGUCCCACGACAGAGUAGUCGUCUGCCAGAAAGUCGGAGAUGCGUCGGUGGUUAAGAUCAUUGAGCUUGAAGAUUAGAGGUGAUGACACAUUACACAAUGUAAUGGGCAAAUUUUGUCUCCCCCUCCCUACAUGUUAUAGACCAAAUAUAAAAGGAAGUGGGUGACAAGGGUUUAAGAUAUUAUUACAACACUCACUGCGGAGGGUGUGAAAACCUCCAAUUUUUUGGGCGUAUUUAGUUCUUGGUUUUGAGAUUGUAUUAAGGAAAUGAAAUACACUGAGCCAUCUGUUCUUAGCUCAGCCUAUAAACUACAGGGAGGUGGAAAUUUGGGAGAUAUUGCCUUUGUGCCUACGAAAAUGUUUCACUCUUUUAUGCAUAGUUGCCGUCCAAGUAUCUACAUGGGUAUAAAUGAUAUUUUUCUCAAACUGCUUAGCAAAGAAACUUAAUUACGACA
This is a messenger RNA of Linum tenue, 2238 nucleotides long. The record is from the annotation of a GenBank genome assembly. Lineage: Eukaryota; Viridiplantae; Streptophyta; Magnoliopsida; Malpighiales; Linaceae.